AUGGGUCUUGGGACACAGUUUUUGUGCCUAAUGGUCGGAUGUCUUGGUUUGACGGGUUACCAGUAUUAUAGUGAGCUUACAACGCCGUUACCGGUACCAACGCUUAAACUCGACGAAUACUGGGGACCUGGUAAUGGAGCGACGUAUCAGGAGGAUACCACAAUUCGUCCGUUCAACAUUUCCUACAGCAAAGCGGUGAUUCAGAAGCUUACCCGACAGCUUACCGAUCUGCCCAAUCUUGCUCCUCCACUCGAGUAUGCCGGUGCAUUUGAGUAUGGGUUUAACCGUGAUCGUUUGCAAGAAAUUUUGAAAUAUUGGCGCGAACGUUACCUUCCAAAAUGGACAACCGAGCGGGAACCGUAUCUUAAUCGAUAUCCACAUUUUAAGACACAAAUUCAAGGUUUGGAUAUACAUUACAUCCAUGUGAGGGCCAGCGAUGUCGGGUCUGCUGGUAAGAAGUCAAUACUUCCGUUACUUCUUCUGCAUGGAUGGCCUGGUUCGGUUCGCGAAUUCUACGAUAUCAUUCCUCUGCUCACGGAACCCUCUGAGGAUAAGGAAUUUACGUUUGAAGUGAUCGUACCGAGCCUACCCGGUUUUGGCUGGUCGCAGGGUAGUGCAAGGGAAGGGAUGGGCGGUCAAAAGAUGGCAAUCAUCAUGAAGCAUCUUAUGGAACGCAUUGGUCACAAACGGUUCUUCGUUCAUGGAGGUGAUUGGGGCGCACUCAUCACAGACAUGCUGGGGACUUAUUUUCCGGAGAGCGUGAUCGGUUUACAUCAAUCUGGUUGUGGUGUAAUUGGAACGCUGGCGACUUGGAAAACCAUGAUCGCCAGCUUGGCGCCUUGGAUGUUUAUGGAGGAACAGCACAUUUCAUACUACUUCCCUCUAAAGCCAUACUUUAAUGAGCUACUGCUAGAGUCUGGCUACAUGCACAUUCAGGCUACGAAGCCGGAAACCAUCGGUGCCGUGCUGGUAGGCAAUCCGAUCGGAUUGGCUGCCUAUAUACUAGAGAAGUUUUCAACUCAAACAAACCGUGCCUUCCGUAUGGUUCCGGAUGGUGGUCUAGAGCGAGCCUUCAGUCUCGAUGCUUUGUUGGACAAUGUUAUGAUUUACUAUCUGACCGAUAGUAUCACUACCUCGCAAAGACUGUACGCGGAAGCAUUUAGCAAGCGGGAACUGUUUGCCGGCGAGCUGGAGCGUAUUCCCAAUACGGUUCCGACGGCAUGUGCGAAAUUUAAGCACGAUGUUCUCCAUACGAUCGAUUGGGCGUUGAGGGGUCACUAUACGAAUCUCAUACAGAGCCACCAUUUCGAUGAGGGUGGUCACUUUUCGGUGAUGGAGUUACCGGACGUCGUUUAUCGCGAUAUAAUACAGUUUGUGGGAAAAGUGUUUGAACGCAAAUAA
This is a messenger RNA of Anopheles maculipalpis, 1401 nucleotides long. Its product is annotated as juvenile hormone epoxide hydrolase 1-like. The transcript has 2 exons. Bases 1 to 1401 code for a protein of 466 amino acids. Gene Ontology annotation, biological process: epoxide metabolic process. The record is from RefSeq and is a predicted model, not a curated record. NCBI's taxonomy places the organism in Eukaryota, Metazoa, Arthropoda, Insecta, Diptera, Culicidae. Gene Ontology annotation, molecular function: epoxide hydrolase activity.